AUGAACAAUUGUUACGCAUGCGCCUGUUGCGUAUAUAAGAAAAGAAAGAAAAAUAACAACGGACAAUUGAAAUCACUGAAAACUUUUCAUUCAGCCAUGUAUCGUAUAUUUCGUCCUUCACCAUUGCAUAUUCGUUACGGCAUCUCUCUACUUUUAUCUGUCAGUGUAUCCCUAUUACUAAUCUCUUUAACAAAUUAUCCUUCAUAUUCGAUCGGAUCGAUUGGCAAAUCCAAUGAAAUAGCUGAUCGAAUACUUCUGACUAUUCGUACGUCGAAUAACUGUCAAUCACGUUUAACUUAUCUUCUGCAAAGUUGGUUAUCGCCGGACUUCUCCGAACAACGUAAUAUAUACUUAACAACCGAUCGUUUUCACAAUCAAAGUAACUCGACAAUCUGGAAUGCAUUCCGACACGUUAUACAAACCGAUUGCCCGAUGACGCACAAUUUAUAUGACUUAUGUUGUAAAACGGCUCAUGAAUUCGACUUGUUCUAUGAGUUAUAUUCAACAACAAGAUCAGAUCUUCAGUGGAUGUGUCGUUUUGAUGAUGAUCAAUAUGUUAACUUGAAUAAUUUAUAUCAUUACAUAUCGAAAUUCGAUUCCUCUCGACCGUAUUACAUCGGUCGAACAAGUGUUUCGAAACGUUCACGAAUUCGUAAUGAUAAUCGAACAUAUUCGUUUGCAACAUAUGGUGCUGGUGUGUGUUACUCUCAAGCUUUACUGCAAUUACUUCGACCACAUGUUUCUCCUAAAAUUUUGGCGGAAAAUUGUGUGUCACGUUCACUUCCAGACGAUGCCUACAUGGGUUAUCUGAGUGAAAUCGUUCUUAACGUUUCGUUAACAACCAUCAACGACCGUUUACAUUCACAUUUACAAACUCUUGAUAACUCUUGGCGAACGUAUAGUUUAGCUGAUUUGACGCGAAUGAUAACCUUGGGCUUUGCAUGGGAUCGUUAUAAAUUAGAUUGGUUGCCAAUUAUUCAUCGAUUGAUUCAAUUAGUUGAUCAAAAUCAAUACGAAGCUGCUGAUCGUUUAUGGUUGUUUCUACGAGAUUACGAAAAAGCUCAUCCAGAGAAUCUCACGGGCCAAUACGAUCAAUCUUGUACGUCGUACAAACCGAAACUAACUACAACGAAGUCAACUAAAGUGAAAUCUCCAAAAAUAAAAUCCUGA
Molecule: messenger RNA, 1170 nt
Organism: Adineta ricciae
Lineage: Eukaryota; Metazoa; Rotifera; Eurotatoria; Adinetida; Adinetidae
Source: the annotation of a GenBank genome assembly